Messenger RNA from Nasonia vitripennis (jewel wasp), 4022 nucleotides. It is a transcript of the gene Rox8, whose product is annotated as nucleolysin TIAR. Gene Ontology annotation, molecular function: mRNA binding. NCBI's taxonomy places the organism in Eukaryota, Metazoa, Arthropoda, Insecta, Hymenoptera, Pteromalidae. Bases 1078 to 2265 code for a protein of 395 amino acids. The record is from RefSeq and is a predicted model, not a curated record. The transcript has 4 exons.
CCGGCUGUCGGGCUGGCCGCUGCGUGCGUUUUGUCGCCCUCCGUAUUAGAUAUUGGAGCAAAAGUACAGAGAAGAGCGAGAGAGAAAGAGAGCGUGCGGCGGAUAGCCCGAGCGACGGCGACAGACACACGCACACGUAGCGCCGCCGCCGCCGCCGCCGCCGCCGCCGCCGUCGAGUGCGUGUAGGUGUAGACCACGAUGUACUAGUGGAGAGCGCCUCGUCGGUGUGCGGCAGUGCGGCGAAGGGUCGGCCAUUUUACGUCGCGGUAGUAUGACGUAGCGGGCCUGGGUGUAACAGUGGCAUCGUGGACUGGCUACCGAUGGCUGUAUAUCUAUAUAUACAUCUCUGGUUUUCAACGGUCCGCCUGGCAAAUGGUGAGAAGACAGAUAUAUAGGCGCGCGCACGUAUAGCACACAUGGGCCCGCCGCAGCAGAGUAUAGAGCAAGAGGGAAAAUCGGCAGCAGUAUAAGUAGCAGCAUAGCGCUAAUAUAACGGCGGUGUUGUAUGCGGUGGAUUGGAUAGCUGCGCUGGACACGCACGCGAGAGCGGAAUAUAGGAAUAGAGCGAGACAGACGGGACAGGAGAGACGACUAGAUUUGCAGCUACUCACGCAGAAACGGAGCAACGGCGCGAGGAAAAGGAGUCUAUAAAACAUAGAACUCCCUCCCAGGAACGCGAGAACGAGUUCGACGACUCAUACCGAGCGCCCGUAGCGUGAGCCAGAGAGAGACAGACGGAGAAGCAGCAGGCGCAAGAGAGAGAGCGAGAGAGAUAAAGAAAGGUGGCCGCUGCUGUGCUGCCUCGUCUCUCGCCGCGCCGGCCAGCCGCAGCAGCAAAGGGGAGCGCGCAAGCAGCAGCAGCAAGAGAGAGAGAGAGCGAGCUUGCGCGUUUUUCCUCUCUCCCUCUCUCUCCCGGAAGGAAGAGAGCAGCCAGGGCGCUCUUCCGAGGACGAGGUAAGGGUGAGAGAGCGACGUUGCGUCGAGGAAGCUCGAGGUGUGUGUGUGCGUGAAUCAACGGCGACAGCAGUAGAGUACGGCAGCUGAAGUAGUGUAGCAGCAGCAGUAGUAACAGCAGCCAUGAGCAUGAGCGAGGAGAGCAAUCCGCGUACGCUGUACGUGGGCAACCUCGACGUCAGCGUGUCCGAGGAUCUGCUCUGCGCCCUCUUCUCGCAGAUCGGACAGGUCAAGGGAUGCAAGAUAAUCCGCGAGGCCGGCAACGAUCCUUAUGCUUUCGUCGAGUUCACGAACCACCAGUGCGCGGCUACGGCCCUCGCCGCCAUGAACAAGCGCGUCUUCCUCAACAAGGAGAUGAAGGUUAACUGGGCCACGAGUCCGGGCAAUCAGCCCAAGCUCGACACGAGCAAUCACCACCACAUAUUCGUGGGCGACCUGUCGCCCGAAAUCGAGACGCAGACGCUUCGGGAGGCCUUCACGCCCUUCGGCGAAAUCAGCAACUGCAGGAUUGUGCGCGACCCCCAGACGCUCAAGAGCAAGGGUUAUGCCUUCGUGUCAUUCGUCAAGAAGAGCGACGCCGAGGCGGCGAUCGCCGCGAUGAACGGUCAGUGGCUUGGCUCGCGCAGCAUCCGGACCAACUGGUCGACGAGGAAGCCUCCACCGCCGCGCUCGGACAGGCCCAGGCAUGCGGCCAACAGCAAACCCAACUACGAGGAGGUAUACAACCAAAGCAGCCCAACCAAUUGCACUGUCUAUUGUGGUGGAUUCACAAAUGGCAUUACAGAAGAUUUGAUAACAAAGACCUUCUCACCUUUUGGUACUAUUCAAGAUAUAAGAGUAUUUAAGGAUAAAGGUUAUGCUUUUAUCAAAUUUACUACAAAAGAAGCAGCAACACAUGCCAUAGAAAGAACGCAUAAUACAGAAAUUAACGGCAGUGUCGUUAAAUGUUUCUGGGGCAAGGAAAAUGGUGAUCCAAACAGUGUUGGACCUAACGCAAACCAACAAGCUCAACAGGCCACAUCAGGAGCAGGACAAUAUGCUUAUGGAUAUGGUCAACAAAUGAGCUAUUGGUAUCCGCAGAGUUAUCCUCAGAUGCAGGGACAGUUUCUGCAGCCAGCUCAGUACUAUGGUCAAUAUUAUGGUCAACAGCAGGCUCAGUACAUGAAUAGCAUGCGAAUGCCAACACCAGCAGGUGGCACGUGGCAGCCAGGUCAGGGUGGUACAGCACAACCAACACCUGCUGCACCUUUACCACCAGGACAGCAGCCAAUGGUAACAUACACCAUGCCACCACAGUAUCCCACGCAAUGAAAGAGGACGAUCGACAAUUUAUAAAAAAAAAAACAAACAAAAAAACAACAGCAUCAAUAAGUAAAAAGGAAUGACAGCUGAAAGUUCUGUACGCAACACUUGACAAGGGUUUCUCUCGAAAAUAGACUACGAUAUAUACUGGCGAUCUUUGAUUGUAAAAUCAAUUAUUUGUAUUAAUUUUUACAAUCACUACAGUAUAACACACACACACACACACACACAUGUACGCGUACACACAUGCGCACACUUACACCUAAUACACAUGUAAUUAAUUAUAUUUGUACAUUUUCUCGAGCAAACAAACAUUCAGAUUCAAAAUAAUACUCUUGUUGAUUGAAUUAGAGUGCAGUUUACAUUUUUCUAUAGAUAAACGUUAAAAAAGCAGGUGUCAAUCAUCUAAUUUUGCUAAAACGUAGGGGAUAGAAAUGCAAAGAGUAGAUCGAGUUUUUGCAUUUCAUAAAAAAAAGAAAACUAAAAAAAUUACAAGGUAUAUAUUUUCAUCUAUCUUCGAGGUCCCUAUAGAGCCCUGCAUUCGUCAUACGGCGUGUACCCAGUAUGUACGCGUACGAUAUGACUAUUGCGAUUGUUGUAUUUUUUAAUAUUGCUCCUCUUUUCUUUGUUUCCUGCUCCGCAAUGUCCCUACCUAUGACAUCUUUUGAAAUACUAAUUUUUCUUAGUUCAGUCGUGUUGUCAAAUAGACAUUUUGUGACUUGAGUGUUUGGAUAAUCAUGAUAAAAAAAUCAUGAUAUCUAUCUAUGCGUAACUGUAAGGUAGAGAAGAUGAUAGCUAGACACAGCGCCUGUGAUUUAGCUAGAACUUUUUGAAAGCACGCUGUUGAAGUACGUAUGCAGGGCCCUCGUCAAGCGUAAACAUUAACACUACGAUGUUUACGCUUAUGAACUUACCUUCGCUUUGCGACUUUAUCGCCAGUGGCUGAGCGACAAAUUUAACCAUGAAUUUUUUUAUAAAAUCUAACAAAUGACAACAAAAAAAUUAGAAAAAGUGAAAUUAAAGAUACCUUCUUGAUAAAUAUAAAAAUAAAAAUUUAUAGAUCUUUUGUCGUGAUUUAAUAAUUCCUUCGGUCCAAAAUAUUUGCCGGCUUCAUCAGGAUAAGAAUAAAAGAUGUUUAGCUAGUAUGUAUCAAUUAAAAUCUAUUUGGUAAAUAUAAGAAGGAAUGAGUAAAGAGAAGUUUUGUUGUAUUUUGUAUUUGUUUAGAUCAAAGGUCUUCCGUAAAAUAUAAAAGAAUGCUAAACAUUGUACAGCAAUAUAAACUGUUUUUAUAUUUUGCUUUACAGUAUGACGCCAAGUACUUAGUUUUUUUUAUUUCUAAAAUUCAUUCUAGAGAGUUUUAAUUACUUAAUCAAAGAAUCAAAAAAAGAAACAAAAAAGCUUGAAAUUUGAAUAAAGCCACUGGCGAUGAAAAUCUUUGUUAUUCCACAAAUUGGUGACAAAGCAAAUGUAAAAAAUAGCAAGGUUUAAAAAUUCAAAUUUUUAUAAUUUGAUGAAUUGUAAUGCAGAGCAAGGUAUGUCGAGUGAGAAAACAGGUGUAUGAGGUAUUUGAUUAUAAGAAAUGAACACUGAGUAAAAUAUGAAUCAGUAAAGUGAUGGAAGUGAAGAAUGUUAUAUACAGAUUAAUUUAGGUAUGGUAGGGCGCAAAACCCUCAACAAUGCUUAGGAUAAUGUUAUCUUAUAAUAAAAAAAAAGAAAAAAACAAAUUGUCCUUUAAAUGAGAAAAAGGAAUAAAUAUUUAAAAUACA